This is a messenger RNA of Pseudophryne corroboree (corroboree frog), 4422 nucleotides long. Its product is annotated as zinc finger protein 585A-like. Gene Ontology annotation, biological process: regulation of transcription by RNA polymerase II. The transcript has 6 exons. The coding region runs from base 156 to 3191 and encodes 1011 amino acids. The record is from RefSeq and is a predicted model, not a curated record. Lineage: Eukaryota; Metazoa; Chordata; Amphibia; Anura; Myobatrachidae. Gene Ontology annotation, molecular function: DNA-binding transcription factor activity, RNA polymerase II-specific; RNA polymerase II cis-regulatory region sequence-specific DNA binding.
CUUCCGUAUUGUGCGGUCCACAUACAGGAAGUGAGUUUUCAUCGACUGUUGCAGCCACCCAGUGUCCGUGGAGAUCAGGCUCUUCCACAGAUAAGGAGACAGUUCCACCCGAGGGGGAGUAUAUAGAGGAACACAGGGGUCUGUACAAGGACGUGAUGAUGGAGAAUCACCGGCCCCUCACAUCACUGGAUGGACCCAGUAACAGAGAUACCCCAGAGAGAUGUCCCCGUCCUCUGUAUUCCCAGGAUUGUACAGAGGAGAAUCACAGGACCCCACAGGAGGAUCAGGUAGAACGUCUUUCUCGUAUAAAGGCAGAAGAUAUAAGGAGAGAAGAAGAGACGUAUGUGACUGAUAUAAAGGCAGAAGAUAUAGAUGGAGAAGAAGAGACGUAUGUGACUGUUAUAAAGGUAGAAGAUGUAGAGGGAGAAGAAGAGAUGUGUGUGACUGAUAUGAAGGCAGAAGAUAUAGAGGGAGAAGAAGAGACGUAUGUGACUGAUAUAAAGGCAGAAGAUAUAGAGGGAGAAGAAGAGAAGUAUGUGACUGAUAUGAAGGCAGAAGAUAUACAGAGGGAAGAAGAGAAGUAUGUGACUGAUAUAAAGGCAGAAGAUAUAGAGGAAGAAGAAGAGACGUAUGUGACUGAUAUGAAGGCAGAAGAUAUGGAGGGAGAAGAAGAGACGUAUGUGACUGAUAUAAAGGCAGAAGAUAUAGAUGGAGAAGAAGAGAUGUAUGUGAGGGGUGAUCAGCAGUGUAAGGAGGAGGAGAUCCCUACAGAUAUCAGCACAGAUGGACACACAAGCAGGAACAUCUCAGAAGGACAUCUAAUGUUAUCCCUGGAUUCUGAAAUAACCGAUAACGACAGUAGACAGGAUUCUCCAGGAGCUAACCCCAUUACCCCAAUUAUACAUCCAGCUCUAUCAGCUGAUCCCUCUGAUACUGGGAAAUGUUCUCCUGAUCACUCUGAUAUUGGUGCAUCUGUUACAGCUCUGACAGUAAAUACAGUGUUUCCCUGUUCUAUAGAUGCCAAAUGUUUUACACAGAACACAAAGCGUAUUACCAAUCAGCCAGCUAAGGCAGGUGAGAGGCCAUUUCCAUGUUCUGAGUGUAGGAAAUGUUUUGCACAGAAAUCAGCUCUUGUUAUACAUCAGAGAAGUCACACAGGUGAGAAGCCAUAUUCCUGUUCUGAGUGUGGGAAAUGUUUUGCACAUAGCUCACAUUUUGUUAUUCAUCAGCAUGCUCACACAGGUGAGAUGCCAUUUUCCUGUUCUGAGUGUGGGAAAUGUUUUCCACGGAAAUCACAUCUUGUUAAUCAUCAGAGAAGUCACACAGGUGAGAAGCCAUAUUCCUGUUCUGAGUGUGGGAAAUGUUUUGCACUGAAAUCAAAUCUUGUCACACAUCAGAGAAGUCACACAGGUGAGAAGCCAUAUUCCUGUUUUGAGUGUAGGAAAUGUUUCACACAUAAAUCAGCUCUUGUUACACAUCAGAGAAGUCAUACAGGUGAGAAGCCGUAUUCCUGUUCUGCGUGUAAGAAAUGUUUUGCACGGAAAUCACAUCUUGUUUUACAUCAGAGAAGUCACACAGGUGAGAAGCCAUAUUCCUGUUCUGAGUGUGGGAAAUGUUUUGCACAGAAAUCAAAUCUUGUCACACAUCAGAGUAGUCACACAGGUGAGAAGACAUAUUCCUGUUUUGAGUGUAGGAAAUGUUUCACACAGAAAUCAGCUCUUGUUAUACAUCAGAGAAGUCACACAGGUGAGAAGCCAUUUUCCUGUUCUGAGUGUGGGAAAUGUUUUGUACGGAAAUUAAAUCUUGUUUUACAUCAGAGAAGUCACGCAGGUGAGAAGCCAUUUUCCUGUUCUGAGUGUGGGAAAUGUUUUGUACGGAAAUCAAAUCUUGUUUUACAUCAGAGAAGUCACACAGGUGAGAAGCCAUUUUACUGUUCUGAGUGUGGGAAAUGUUUUGCACAGAAAUCACAUUUUGUUUUACAUCAGAGAAGUCACACAGGUGAGAAGCCAUAUUCCUGUUCUGAGUGUGGGAAAUGUUUUGCACUGAAAUCAAAUCUUGUCACACAUCAGAGAAGUCACACAGGUGAGAAGCCAUAUUCCUGUUUUGAGUGUAGGAAAUGUUUCACACAUAAAUCAGCUCUUGUUACACAUCAGAGAAGUCAUACAGGUGAGAAGCCGUAUUCCUGUUCUGCGUGUAAGAAAUGUUUUGCACGGAAAUCACAUCUUGUUUUACAUCAGAGAAGUCACACAGGUGAGAAGCCAUAUUCCUGUUCUGAGUGUGGGAAUUGUUUUGCACAGAAAUCAAAUCUUGUCACACAUCAGAGUAGUCACACAGGUGAGAAGACAUAUUCCUGUUUUGAGUGUAGGAAAUGUUUCACACAGAAAUCAGCUCUUGUUAUACAUCAGAGAAGUCACACAGGUGAGAAGCCAUUUUCCUGUUCUGAGUGUAGGAAAUGUUUUGUACGGAAAUUAAAUCUUGUUUUACAUCAGAGAAGUCACGCAGGUGAGAAGCCAUUUUCCUGUUCUGAGUGUGGGAAAUGUUUUGUACGGAAAUCAAAUCUUGUUUUACAUCAGAGAAGUCACACAGGUGAGAAGCCAUUUUACUGUUCUGAGUGUGGGAAAUGUUUUGCACAGAAAUCACAUCUUGUUUUACAUCAGAGAAGUCACACAGGUGAGAAGCCAUUUUCCUGUUCUGAGUGUGGGAAAUGUUUUGUACAGAAAUCACAUCUUGUUUUACAUCAGAGAAGUCACACAGGUGAGAAGCCAUUUUCCUGUUCUGCGUGUGGGAAAUGUUUUGUACGGAAAUCAGAUCUUGUUUUACAUCAGAGAAGUCACACAGGUGAGAAGCCAUUUUCCUGUUCUGAGUGUAGGAAAUGUUUCACACAGAAAUUAGCUCUUGUUAUACAUCAGAGAAGUCACACAGGUGAGAAGCCAUUUUCCUGUUCUGAGUGUGGGAAAUGUUUUGUACGGAAAUCAGAUCUUGUUUUACAUCGGAGAAGUCACACAGGUGAGAAGCCAUUUUCCUGUUCUGAGUGUGGGAAAUGUUUUGUACGGAAAUCAGAUCUUGUCACACAUCAGAGAAGUCACACAGGUGAGAAGCCAUUUUCAUGCUGUGAGAGAAAUAAAUCCGCUCUUGUUGAACAUAUUAGACAUUACCCAAGUACGGAACCAUUUCCAUCUUCUGGAGUAUAAUUAUCACUGUCGUCCAAUGUUCCUCAAGGGUGAAUCCUAUCUCUUAUGCUUUAUAAAAUAUACAUGCUACCACUGGGUGAGAUAAUCAGACGUCAUGGCCUGGUCUACCACUGCUAUGCUGAUUACCUGCUUUUUGCUCCAUGUACUGAGAACCAAAUACCAAUCCUAGCUGAGCGCCAGGGGUGGAUGAUGCCAGUUGGCUGUGACUCAGUCUUUGUGAAACAUAGUAGAAGCUUCCCAACAAAGGACAAGACUACAGCUUUACCAACCAUCUGGAUUUAUGCUUUGGUGUUCAGAAUUGCAAAAUACUGAACAUGUGCUGAAUCUUUGUGUUGUCCUGGUAUGUGGCUGACACAGACAUCAGGUAUCCACCACAUACAAAUCCACAUUCUUCCAUCUGUGGACCAUAGACAGAAUCAAGCACUUCAUUCCCUCAGAAGUUCAUAGACUACUGCAAUGCCAUCUACCUGGGUCACUCAGCAAAAGAAUUACAGAGCUUGCAGCUAGUACAGAAUGCAGCAGCCAAGCUGUUACCUAACCCGCCCGUUCCUGCCACAUAACACCCAUUCUCUACUCCCUUCACCGGCUGCCUGUAAGAUGGAAAAUCUAUUUCAUAAUUGGCUAACUGACCUUCCCAGCACAACAUUACAUGGUCCAAGGUACUAGAAGCAGCUUCUGCGUCCUUACUGCCCUGCUUACUUCUACAUAUGAAGGACUGUUACCAGCAGUACCAAGAAUCUCCUGUCAUUCAUUUAUGGGUUGAACUUUUAGCUUUGCAGUCCUGACCAUGGAACUCACUGCCUUGCACAGUCCAAAAGACCACCACUCUAGAGACCUUCACAAGCAGACUGGUGACUGCUACUCACACUUUUCAUUAAUGUACCUCUAUUUACUUCCUAAAUAAUACAUCCCAAAUGCUUAGGUCUUUUUUCUGCUGUUUAUUUUGUAUCUUGUUCUUUGUGUAAAUGUGAAUGUCUAAUACCAGUUUCCACAAUCUGUAUUGCUGCACGACAAUAUGGCGGCCAUUGGAACGUGUUUUCACUUCUAGUUUGCCUAACUUGUUGCAGACACUCAUCUUGAUAAGGAGUGUUGAGUGUUUUCUGAUACAAGAUCCUAUCCAUAUAUACCCUGUACAUUACCAUGUGCAUUAGAGUCACCCGGGUUCCAUCUGCGGUGGUUUGUUGUAUGUUACAUCUAUAUGGUGCAGAUACUCCCCUGUAUGAUUUCAUAA